This is a messenger RNA of Brachypodium distachyon (stiff brome), 826 nucleotides long. RefSeq names its product low molecular mass early light-inducible protein HV90, chloroplastic. The record is from RefSeq and is a predicted model, not a curated record. NCBI's taxonomy places the organism in Eukaryota, Viridiplantae, Streptophyta, Magnoliopsida, Poales, Poaceae. The transcript has a single exon. Bases 110 to 628 code for a protein of 172 amino acids.
CCAGCCGCUCCAUCAGACCAUCACACACUCGAACACACAGUAUCUCGACUCUCGACAGCACAACCAAGUGAUCAUCUAACUAUACUUCCUGCAACUUUCUUCGGCCACCAUGGCAACCAUGAUGUCCACCACGGCCACCUUCGCCGGCGCCGCCGUCCUGCCCCGUGCCGCCGCAGCCGCAGCACGAUCACGGACAUUGUCUCUCCGCCCACGCACGCGCACAUCCUUCGUCGUCAGGGCCCAGAACGACAAGGAGCCCACGCCCAACAAGCCCGCCGCGGCCUCGGUCUGGGACAUCCUGUCCUUCAGCGGGCCGGCGCCGGAGCGGAUCAACGGGCGCCUCGCCAUGGUGGGCUUCGUGGCGGCGCUGUCCGUGGAGGCGGCCCGCGGCGGCGGGCUCCUGUCGCAGGCCGGCAGCGGGGCCGGGAUGGGCUGGUUCCUCACCACCACGGCGCUGCUCUCCGUGGCGUCGCUGGUGCCGCUGCUCCAGGGGCAGAGCGUGGAGAGCAAGUCCAGCGCCUUCUGGAGCUCCGACGCCGAGCUCUGGAACGGCCGCGCCGCCAUGCUCGGCCUCGUCGCGCUCGCCGCCACCGAGGUCCUCACCGGCGCGCCCUUCGUCAACCUCUAAGCAGAGACUGAGCGUACUAGCGUAGUAUACAAUAUAGCUGUUGCCGCACAUGUUUGAGCGGCAGCGUGUUGUCAUCUAAAUUUGUGGAACUAUCUCGGGAUGUAUGUAUGUAUGCUAAUCAAUAAUAGAUGGCAAUUUUCUUUGUCUAAUGAAUGGCAGAGAACUCAUGUCUUGGGUUCAAAUACUAUCUGCGACUAA